This is a messenger RNA of Sporothrix brasiliensis 5110, 1512 nucleotides long. Its product is annotated as DASH complex subunit ASK1. Bases 1 to 1512 code for a protein of 503 amino acids. NCBI's taxonomy places the organism in Eukaryota, Fungi, Ascomycota, Sordariomycetes, Ophiostomatales, Ophiostomataceae. The transcript is spliced from 4 exons. Gene Ontology annotation, cellular component: mitotic spindle; DASH complex; mitotic spindle pole body. Gene Ontology annotation, biological process: attachment of spindle microtubules to kinetochore. The record is from RefSeq and is a predicted model, not a curated record.
AUGGCCGGACUCGGCGGCUCGCUGGCAAACCGGCCGUUCUCCACGACGGAAGAACUGGAGAAGCUGGAACAGUCCAUCACUCUGACGCUGCAAGAAAUCGACCACAACUUCAGCAAGGCGCAUCGCAUUGUGACGGGCAACAUCCUGCCUGUGGUUGAGCAAUACGGCGAGCAGUGCAGAUCCGUAUGGGAUGCUUCCAAGUUCUGGAAACAAUUCUUCGAGGCCGCUGCGAACGUGUCGUUAUCCGGCUACGAGGAGCUCGCAAACGAUGAAGGAUCCACGGGUGUCGAGGAGACGACAACAGCAGAUACACACGACGAUACUACAACGGACUACACUACCCACCCGAGAGACGACGAAGAUGGUGUCCAGACAGCCACAUACCUCAACACGCGCGACGAAUCUCUUCUGUCUGACGGCGACGGCGAUCUAAGUGGGAGCACGCCUCGCCCGCCGGCCACGACGUCACUGCACCCGCAAUUUGCCGACUUGGACUCACCAUAUGAAAACCUACGACGCGAGAUGAACCGGGGACCGGACACAGACGCGAACGGUGGGGGCCAGCGCUCGCGGUCCGGAUCGCGGCCGCGAGCACCUCUCUCAGAUGCUAGAAUGGCCGACGCGGGUGGUGACGAGAGCACGAUGAUGCGGUUCAACGACAAUGAAAACGUGGAGGACGACCACCGUGACGACUCGUCCGCGGCGGACUCGGAGUUGCUCGCCCAGCGCACAGCACGCCUUCCCAACAUGUCCAUGACGCCGCGACAGUCGCUCGACGAACGCAAUCGGCGGGCCCUCGAGGACGAGCAGGCUAAUAGCCGGCGCCAAAAGGACCCCCUGAUGCACCGCGUACUGGGCAAAGACUACCGAAUCCAGGCGACACCGCACAAGAACACGGCCCGAGGCAUCUCACCCAUGCGCCUAAAGGUCACAGACCGACCGCCGACUGGUCGGCAGAACUUCAUACACAACGAGGAGAAGGCCAAGCGAUCAGCAUGGCAAGAGUCGUCGCCUAUGUCGUCGCCGGAGAUUGCUGUGCCGAAGCUGCGUAGCGCUGCCUUUAUGUCGCCAAUGCGCGCGGCGUACCGCAACAAGCUGGCGACGGCCGUGUCCGGCCCGCGGACGCCCGGCGUGAGCGUGCAGACGCCGGCGCGGACUAAGCCCAGGGAGAUUAUGUUUGACGAUAUUGGGUCGACAGAGAUGGAUCAGAAAUCACAUUUCAAAGCGCCUUUUACGAGAACCGAGACCGGCAAGAAGAAGCGCAACCCAGACGAGAUCACAUGGGAAAGCAGCGACGAAGAUGGUGACGACUUGUAUGGUGGCAUGAGCCCGCCCAAAACAAUCAAUUUCGCUAUGCCACCAUCUAAACUGCUGCAGACGCCUGCGCGGGAGGCAAGCAAACGCAUCGUCGAGGACAUAUUGCUCACGGCAGGGGAAGACUUGGACGGAUCUUCGGAGUAUAGCCCGACCAUGGUCAAGAUGAACGCGGAUAUUCUGGACGAGACAUUUUAG